AUGGUGCGGAGCCCAAAUUCAUGACAACCUCUGCAUUCAUUUAAACGUCUUGAUUCUCUCUUUUUCUCUUGAUAUCUGGAGGCGAUCCUUUCUUCACCUGACAAGAACAUCCAGCGCUCAUGCAGCGCUUUCCUGCAGCUGAGCUGCCUUUGCGCACCUGUUUUUCUGCGUCCAGUCAGUUCACGCUCUUUUUUCCGUUGCCUGACAAUUACGCGCAUGCAUCCUCCGGGUUUUUCAGCGUUGUAAUGCCUGGCCCGGGCUCGAGACAUGCCUAAGCGACGAGAUGGGCCAGGGCGACGAGAAAGACCGUGUUGUGAUUAACGUGGGAGGGAUUCGACACCAGACCUACCGCAGCACCUUGCGCACUCUCCCCGGCACUCGUUUAGCCUGGCUCGCCGAGCCCGAUGCCCACAGUCACUUCGACUAUGACGCCCAGAUCGACGAGUUCUUCUUUGAUCGCCACCCUGGAGUUUUCGCACACAUUCUCAAUUAUUACAGGACUGGCAAGUUGCAUUGCCCCGCCGAUGUCUGUGGCCCUCUUUAUGAAGAAGAGCUGGCCUUCUGGGGGAUCGACGAGACAGACGUGGAACCCUGCUGCUGGAUGACGUACCGGCAGCACCGGGAGGCCGAGGAGGCUCUGGACAGUUUCGGUGGAGGGCCGGCUGAAAUGGGCAACGAUGAGAUGGACACGGAAGGUCUGGCUGAUCCAGGGGACGGAGACGAGGAACUCGAGAUGACUAAACGCCUGGCCCUCGGCGACUCACCUGACGCAAAAGGUGCAGGGUUGUGGCAACGCUGGCAGCGUCGUGUUUGGGCGCUCUUUGAAGAUCCGUAUUCCUCUAAAUAUGCAAGGUGGGUAGCAUUUGCAUCUUUGUUCUUCAUUUUGGUGUCCAUUACCACGUUCUGUUUGGAGACUCAUGAGGCCUUCAAUCCCAUCAUCAACCGCACAGAGACUUACAUGGUGGGCAAUGAAACACGGGAGCGUGUCUUUCCUGAGACGGAGACUAUGGUGCAGUUAACCUAUGUUGAGGGUGUUUGCGUUGUGUGGUUCACUUUUGAGUUUCUAAUCCGAGUGACUACCUGUCCAAACAAAUUAAAAUUUGUGAGAAAUGCCCUCAACAUCAUUGACUUCGUGGCCAUCCUCCCCUUCUACCUGGAGGUAGGGCUGAGCGGACUCUCCUCCAAAGCAGCAAAAGACGUAUUGGGUUUCCUUCGUGUGGUGCGAUUCGUUCGAAUUCUCCGUAUUUUCAAGCUGACGCGACACUUUGUGGGUUUGCGGGUACUAGGGCACACACUUCGUGCCAGUACCAAUGAAUUUAUCCUCCUCAUUAUUUUCCUUGCACUCGGAGUCUUAAUCUUUGCCACUAUGAUCUACUAUGCUGAACGUUUUGGAAGAAACCUCAACGAUCCUGACGCCAGUAGUGACACACACUUUAAGAACAUCCCCAUUGGCUUCUGGUGGGCUGUGGUAACAAUGACAACCCUUGGUUAUGGCGAUAUGUACCCUCAGACGACAUCUGGCAUGCUGGUGGGCGCACUGUGUGCUCUGGCAGGUGUAUUGACGAUUGCCAUGCCUGUACCUGUAAUCGUGAACAACUUCGGCAUGUACUACUCCCUAGCCAUGGCGAAACAAAAACUACCAAAGAAAAAGAACAAGCAUAUCCCACGAGCACCUCAACUGGGAUCUCCAAACUACUGCAAGUCAGUGAUUAACUCCCCGCGACCCAGCACGCACAGUGACACAUGCCCCCUGGCACAGGAAGAGGUUUCCGAGAUCAGAUAUCAAGAUUUUAAAGUGAAUGGGGAGGCAUCCAAAGCCGCCCUGGCCAAUGAGGACUGUCCUCACAUCGACCAGGCGGUGUCGCCCGAGGAAGUGUUCAGCCCUGUGGACCGUGAGAGACCCUGCUUCCUGCUCACCUCCGGAGGAGAACGAGCCAAUCACACUGGGGGGAGAGUCAGGAAGGGUUAUGAAAAGCCAUGGAGCCAUAGCAGCAUGUCUGGAGGCGUGGCCUCAGUGUCGGCCCUGCCCUGCAGCCCACCCUGUCUCAUGCAGCAGGUCCACUCUCCCAUCCCAUCCAUCUUGUAGCAUGGACAA
Messenger RNA from Puntigrus tetrazona (Sumatra barb), 2095 nucleotides. Its product is annotated as potassium voltage-gated channel subfamily C member 1-like. Bases 284 to 2086 code for a protein of 600 amino acids. Lineage: Eukaryota; Metazoa; Chordata; Actinopteri; Cypriniformes; Cyprinidae. The transcript has 4 exons. Gene Ontology annotation, biological process: protein homooligomerization; potassium ion transmembrane transport. The record is from RefSeq and is a predicted model, not a curated record. Gene Ontology annotation, molecular function: protein binding; delayed rectifier potassium channel activity. Gene Ontology annotation, cellular component: neuronal cell body membrane; axon; dendrite membrane.